Phlebotomus argentipes is the source of this 2749-nucleotide messenger RNA. RefSeq names its product protein sel-1 homolog 1 (gene Hrd3). Gene Ontology annotation, molecular function: protein binding. Gene Ontology annotation, cellular component: endoplasmic reticulum membrane. NCBI's taxonomy places the organism in Eukaryota, Metazoa, Arthropoda, Insecta, Diptera, Psychodidae. Bases 187 to 2457 code for a protein of 756 amino acids. The record is from RefSeq and is a predicted model, not a curated record. The transcript has 4 exons. Gene Ontology annotation, biological process: ERAD pathway.
CCAAUGAAAGUUGACCACCUCGCUGGGCGAUUUUUGUGCUGCGUUUUAAUUGUGAAAUAUAGGUGUUAAUUGGAGAAAUACGCAGUAAAUUUGUGCUAAAAGGGACAAUCAAGUGUGCUUAAAUGAGUGUAUCGUUAAAAGUAGAGCAAUACUUGUCUCCCAGUAGAUUAAUUUGAUGCUCUAAAGAUGAGGACCAUCUGGAUUGCUCAAGCUAUUUUGCUGCUAAAUAUCAGCUUGCUGGCGCGAACCGUGGACCCCCAGGGACCCGAUGGAGGCGCCACAAGUUCCGCCAAUCCGCCCGACUCCAAUCUUCGCAAGCACAGCGCCGGAGAUUCCGACAAUGCCGAAGAGAGCGAUGAGCCCCCUUCUGGCCAGGACACCCUCCACAUCUACAGUCCCAUAAAACUGGUGAAGGCGCCGGAUUUAUCUCAGGAAAAGGACCCGCAGAAGGUCAGCGAGAUGCUGUCGGACAUUCUGGAGAAGCACACGAGGUGGAUUGAGAGGCUGGAAGAGGAGAUCAAGGAGAUCGACAGCGAGAACAAGGAAGCAGACAACGAGCCGCCGCGGGAACUCACUCCCGAGGAGAUUCAUGCUCAGGAGAAGUACGAAAGUGCCAUGAGGGCUCUCAACAGGACCAAUCCCUACAGAGAUGUCGCCUUCAAUGAGAUGCAGGCCGCCGCCGAGGCGGGUCAUACGAAAGCCCGCGCUCACUACACCUGGUUUCGCCUACUGGGCAAUCCGCAAUUGAACAUAGACGUCAAGUUGGCGUACGACACCUUCACGGAGCUCGCAGCCGAUGGUCUUCCGGAGGCGCACAUGGGUUUGGGCUUCAUGUACGCGACGGGAAUAGGUGUGAACGUGAGUCAAGCCCGGGCUCUCGUGCACUACACGAUGGCCGCACUCGGGGACAACACAUGGGCCCAAAUGGCACUGGGAUAUCGCUACUGGGCGGGAAUUUCGGUGGCCAGCAGCUGCGAGAAGGCACUGGAUUUCUACAGAAAGGUAGCCACGAAGGUGGCCUCCGAGGUGACAUUCUCAGGCGGAGCAGCAACGCAUCGCAUCCGUUUGCUGGAUGAGGUGGAGAACUCGGGCAUGAGCUCUGGCAUCCUGGACAAUGACCUCAUUGAGUACUACCAAUUGCUGGCGGACAAGGGGGACGUGCAGGCGCAGGUGGGACUGGGCCAGCUGCACUAUCAGGGCGGCAGAGGAAUUCCUCUGGACCACAACAAGGCCUUGGAUUACUUCUCUCAGGGCGCCUUGGCGGGUAAUGCGAUCGCGAUGGCGUAUUUGGGGAAAAUCUACCUCGAGGGCAGCGACAACAUCAAGGCGGACAACGGGACGGCGCUGAAGUAUUUCAAGAAGGCGGCGGAGCUGGGAAAUCCCGUGGGACAGAGUGGGCUCGGGAUCAUGUACCUCCAGGGAAAGGGUGUGCCGAAGGACACCGCCAAGGCGCUCAGCUACUUCACCCAGGCAGCCGACCAGGGAUGGGUGGAUGGACACUUGCAGCUGGGGAACAUGUACUUUAGCGGAAUCGGCGUGAAGCGCGACUUUAAGAUGGCCUACAAGUACUUCAACCUGGCCUCGCAAUCGGGCCACGUGCUGGCGUACUACAAUCUCGGUCAGAUGCACGCCAUCGGUCUGGGCAUGAUUAGAUCCUGUCCCACAGCCGUCGAGCUGUUCAAGAAUGUGGCAGAGCGAGGGAAGUGGGGCGAGAAUCUAAUGCUGGCGCAUCAGGAUUACAAAGCUCGCAAGCCCAUGGCGGCGUUCAUGCAGUACGCCCUCAUGGCUGAGCUGGGCUACGAAGUGGCGCAGAGCAAUGCGGCCUUCCUCCUGGACAAAGGUUUGCCAGACUUUUUCAUCGAAUAUGGCAUCUUCAAGGAAAACGCCGAGCAACUGGUGAGAGCUCUGCAAUAUUGGGGCAGAGCCGCGGCUCAAGGCUACUCCGCCGCUCAGGUGAAACUCGGCGACUAUCACUACUACGGCCUGGGCACCGGUGUGGACUACGAGACGGCAGCUGCUUACUACCGAAUGGCAUCGGAUCAGCAACACAACGCCCAGGCGAUGUUCAAUCUCGGCUACAUGCACGAGCAGGGCCUGGGCAUGAAGAGGGACUGGCACCUGGCGAAGAGAUGCUACGACUUGGCAGCCGAAACCAGCAAUGACGCCAAAGUGCCCGUGGCUUUGGCUCUGCUGAAGUUGCAGCUCCUGUUCAAAUGGGAAUCGCUGAGGAAUAGUCCCUUAGGCAUCAUUUUCCAACUGGAUGAGAAUAUAGCGUCCAAUUGGGACUUGUAUCUCAUCACAAUCCUCACACUUAUUCUUGGCUUCACCAUUUGGCUCAUGAGACCGCCACAUCUGCAGCCCGCCGAGCCGCGACCACAGCCACCACCGGCACAGCCGGCACCACCGCAGCCGGAGGACAAUGCCAGGAGACCGCCGCCUGAGGAGGAGGUUCAAUAGACUUGCGCGCAGUGACGCCAUCACUCCGGGUGUGAAGAGAUAUCAGGAGCGUUGAAGGGAUUUUUACAAGGAGGGCCGAUUUACUAUUUUCCAAAACCUCACAAAGAGAUAGAUUUAAUACCGUAAAUGUUUACUCGAGGAAAUUUGCUGUAAAUACCAAUUAUUGAGGAUUUUGAAUGUCGUUCUUGUAGGCGAAAUGGGAUUAUUUUUUCUUUUUACCAAUUCUGCUAUAGAAACUGUCGAGGGCAGAUUGUGGGAGUGAGAAGAUCUUCCUUUUUGAAUAGCACGGCAC